This is a messenger RNA of Phlebotomus papatasi, 1102 nucleotides long. It is a transcript of the gene Phb1, whose product is annotated as protein l(2)37Cc. The record is from RefSeq and is a predicted model, not a curated record. Gene Ontology annotation, biological process: mitochondrion organization. Lineage: Eukaryota; Metazoa; Arthropoda; Insecta; Diptera; Psychodidae. Gene Ontology annotation, cellular component: mitochondrion; membrane. The transcript is spliced from 3 exons. The coding region runs from base 146 to 967 and encodes 273 amino acids.
GGCAACCCUAAAUUUAUAGCAGCCUGCCCCGACAUUUUUUAUUGGGUUCCUUAUUAUCUCAUAACCUGGAAAAACCUCUGUGUAAUUUUCCUCAAAAAUAGUCAAUAAUUCCUGCAAUUCUCAUUGGAACUAAAGAUCAGCACAAAUGGCAGCGCAGUUGUUCAACAGAAUUGGCCAGAUUGGAUUGGGAGUGGCUCUUGUGGGUGGAGUUGUGAACUCAGCCUUGUACAAUGUCGAUGGAGGUCACAGGGCAGUGAUUUUUGACAGAUUCACUGGGAUAAAGCCGGGAGUUGUGGGAGAGGGAACUCACUUCUUCAUACCUUGGGUGCAGAGACCCAUAAUGUUUGACAUUCGCUCCCAGCCACGCAAUGUUCCCGUGAUGACGGGCAGCAAAGACCUCCAGAAUGUCAAUAUCACCCUCAGGAUUCUCUUCAGGCCCGUACCCGAUCAACUGCCCAGGAUUUACACCAUUCUCGGAUCGGAUUACGACGAGAGGGUCCUGCCAUCGAUCACAACGGAAGUGCUAAAGGCUGUUGUGGCUCAGUUUGAUGCCGGUGAGUUGAUUACGCAGCGAGAAAUGGUGUCCCAGAAGGUAAGUGAGGAUUUGAUUGAGAGGGCAUCGCAAUUUGGUGUCAUCCUGGAUGACAUCAGCAUCACACACUUGACCUUCGGGAAGGAGUUCACGCAGGCCGUUGAGAUGAAGCAGGUGGCACAGCAGGAGGCCGAGAAGGCCAGAUUCCUGGUGGAGAAGGCCGAGCAGCAGAAGAAGGCCACGGUGAUUUCGGCUGAGGGAGAUGCCCAAGCUGCAGAACUUCUGGCCAAAUCUCUGGCUCAGGCUGGUGAUGGUUUGGUGGAAUUGCGAAGGAUUGAGGCAGCUGAGGACAUUGCCUAUCAACUGUCUCGUUCCAGAGGCAUCACUUACCUGCCUCCUGGGCAGAAUCUCCUCCUCAAUCUGCCUGCCCAGUAAAAAACGCAUCCUCUCCAAUUGCAUUUAAAAUAAGGGUAGGAAGUGUCGUAGGAAUAGUGUUGGAAAAAUGAUGGAAAGUUCUAUGUUCAAAAAAAUCCAAUUUUCGGCUAAAUGAAGAUGGUUUUAUAUUCACGA